Carcharodon carcharias (great white shark) is the source of this 2600-nucleotide messenger RNA. RefSeq names its product solute carrier family 6 member 2 (gene slc6a2). The transcript is spliced from 14 exons. The coding region runs from base 429 to 2306 and encodes 625 amino acids. Lineage: Eukaryota; Metazoa; Chordata; Chondrichthyes; Lamniformes; Lamnidae. Gene Ontology annotation, biological process: sodium ion transmembrane transport; dopamine uptake involved in synaptic transmission. The record is from RefSeq and is a predicted model, not a curated record. Gene Ontology annotation, molecular function: norepinephrine:sodium symporter activity; neurotransmitter:sodium symporter activity; dopamine:sodium symporter activity. Gene Ontology annotation, cellular component: neuronal cell body membrane; neuron projection; presynaptic membrane.
UCGGACCACGUGAAGCGAGUGGAGCCUGAUUUAAAACCUGACAUUUAACAUCGCCUGCAGCUCAGUGUCUCUCAAACUUCGGUCGGAAGCAAAAGACUUUUCCAGAUUGUGUAGGGAUAUCAGCCUGGAUGGAUGGCGAUCGUUUAGUUCGUCCUUUGCUCCUCGGUCGAAGUACUGGUGCUUCGGUUUAUUUCGCUGACCAUUUUGUUUUGCACGAUGUCUCUAUUAAGUAAUAAAGCAACUGUUGUCAUUUUCUUCUCUACCUCCUCAGCUGGCUGCCGCUAAGUCAGGCUCCAUCAGUGAGGGUUGCCAUUACUGGGGGUUUAGUUUUGAGGGUGGAGGUGGGGAGGUGGGUUAAUAUUUGGCUGUGUGUGUGUGUUUUUUAAUCUGUUUGCCCCUGAACACUUACCACACUUUAUCCGCGAGGAAUGAUGAAUAAGCAAGUCCUUUCUGAUCGGAGGCUGGCAUCUGUUGCUCCAUUGAAAGAGUACAGCAAUGUGGACAGGAAGGACACGGAACUGGUUCUGGUGAAGGAGCUGAAUGGGGUUCAGUACACCAACACUGCCAUCAUCAACAAUUCCCCGCAGUUCACAGCCGCCGAGGGGGAGACAGAGGAGAGGGAGACAUGGGGCAAGAAAAUCGACUUCUUACUCUCGGUUAUCGGUUUUGCUGUAGACCUGGCGAACGUGUGGAGAUUUCCCUUUCUCUGUUACAAGAACGGAGGCGGUGCAUUCCUUAUCCCUUACUUGUUCUUUCUGUUAAUCGCCGGAAUGCCUUUGUUUUACAUGGAGUUAGCAUUGGGCCAAUACAACCGAGAGGGUGCAGCUACCGUCUGGAAAAUUUGCCCCAUCUUCAAAGGUGUGGGCUACGCUGUGAUACUAAUAGCACUAUAUGUUGGCUUCUACUAUAACGUCAUCAUAGCCUGGUCCUUGUACUAUCUCUUCUCUUCAUUUACAUCCGACCUCCCAUGGGUACACUGCAAUAACCAUUGGAACAGUCGCAACUGUACUGACCCAAAGGUACUCAAUGCCUCAGUCCUGGGAAAUGGAACCAAAUAUUCAAAAUAUAAAAUCACACCAGCUGCGGAGUACUAUGAGCGUGGAGUUCUCCAUCUCCAUGAAAGUACUGGAAUUCAUAACUUGGGAUUGCCGAGGUGGCAACUUUCCCUCUGCCUGCUUGUUGUGGUAAUCAUUCUCUACUUCAGUCUCUGGAAAGGGGUAAAGACUUCAGGAAAGGUGGUGUGGAUCACUGCGACCAUGCCCUAUAUGGUGCUACUUGUACUGCUGAUCCAUGGGAUCACACUGCCAGGUGCAAUAGAUGGGAUCAAGGCCUACCUCAGCAUUGACUUUGAACGCCUGAAGGAAGCUCAGGUCUGGAUUGAUGCAGCAACUCAGAUCUUCUAUUCCCUUGGUGCUGGUUUUGGAGUUAUAAUUGCAUUUGCCAGUUAUAACAAGUUUGAUAACAACUGCUAUCGCGAUGCUAUUCUCACCAGCUCCAUCAACUGUGUAACGAGCUUCUUCUCAGGAUUUGCGAUUUUCUCUGUGUUGGGCUAUAUGGCAUUCAAGCAUGGAGUUGAUAUUUCAGAAGUGGCAACAGAUGGUCCAGGCUUAGUCUUUGUUAUCUACCCUGAAGCAAUCUCAACGCUCCCAGGGUCAACAUUUUGGGCAAUUAUGUUCUUCAUAAUGCUGCUGACAUUGGGGAUUGACAGCUCAAUGGGUGGUAUGGAGGCCGUUGUUACUGGAAUUACAGAUGACUUCAAAUUUUUGAAGAAACACCGAAAGCUUUUCACAUUUGCAACCGCAGGUGGAACUUUCCUGGUUGCACUGUUCUGCAUCACCAAUGGUGGAAUUUAUGUGCUCACAUUACUAGACCAAUUUGCAGCAGGGACAGCAAUCCUCUUUGGGGUAUUAAUAGAAGCCAUUGGAGUAUCUUGGUUUUAUGGAGUUGACAGAUUCAGUGAAGACAUCAAGCGGAUGACCGGCUUCAAACCAGGUCUCUACUGGAGGCUCUGCUGGAAGUUUGUUAGCCCAGCCUUUUUACUGUUUGUAGUGAUUGUCAGUAUUGUGAAGUUCAAGCCUCUAACCUACGAUGAAUAUGUAUUUCCAAACUGGGCAAAUCUUGUUGGAUGGGGAAUAGCAGUGUCUUCAAUGUCACUAGUACCGAUCUACGCCAUCUACAAACUCUUUACCAUUCGUGGGACCUUAAAAGAGAGAAUAGCAUACUGCAUCACCCCCGAAAAUGAACAUUAUCUUGUGGAGCAAGGAAAAGUGCAACAGUUUAAGCUCAAGCACUGGCUUGCAAUAUGAAAACUUCCAGAACAACUACAUUACAAUACAAGGUGCAGUGGAAAUAAUAAAUUCCUGGACUUUGAACGUUAUUUCUAUGAAAGUUUCAGAAAUGUCAGAUUCCAUUACAGCUCAAGUUCAGUGCCAUAUCCAUCAUGCUAUGAUGUGGCUGGCUGACCUCCUGACCUUUGGGUAACAGCAAAGGCAAAUUAUUUAUUUUGUAACAACUUUUUUUUCAUUCACCGGGUUUGACAAAUUACAGCUGUCUACGUAGCAUUGAUUAUUUAAUCUGGAAUAUCACUAUUUACUUUAUUG